AUCUUGUAGAGAAACUUAUUAAUGAUAAACUUUCUUAAACACACACACACACACACACACACACACAAUAACAAAACAGAACAAGGGAGGGAUAGGAGAUCCAGGCUCCUGGCUGUGGGAGGGAGGAGUGAAUUGCAGCAGUUAGAGUUGGUGGGGGGAGGUAGGGAGAGAGGGAGGCUUUGGCACAUCUGCGGGCAACAGGAACUGGGCCUGGGUGGUGGGAUAGGGUGUGUGGCACCCAUAUGCCUCUUGCCUCUGUGUCCACAGGCCGGGGAGACCACGACUCACCUCCUAUCCAGUUGCCCCCGAGGUCCAAGGCCAUGUCGCUGGCAAUGCUGCGGGACUGGUGCAGGUGCAUGGGCGUGAACGCACAGCGCUCGCUGCUCCUCUUGGGCAUCCCGGAAGACUGCGAGGAGGAUGAAUUCCAAGAGGCCGUGCGGGCCUCCCUGUUGCCCCUGGGCAGGUAUCGCGUGCUGGGCAAGGUCUUCAGAAAGGAGGUGGGAACCAAGGUCGCCUUGGUCGAAUUUGCUGACUACUUAAACCGCAGCUUGAUCCCCCAACAGAUACCAGGCAGAGGGGGGCCCUGGAGGGUGAUCUGCCUGCCCCAGGUCCCUCAUGCUGAGUUAGAAGACACACGUGCUUUGCUUGUGCAGCCUCAGGGGCAAGACGCGGCCAGAGGGGCAAGUGAGGCAGGAAUCGCAGUUGAGGCAGAAGCUGCAGGUACGGUAGGAGCCCCAGGUGAGGCAGGAGCUGAAAAGGUGCCACGGGCCCCAGGUGAGGCAGGAGCCACCUGUGGGGCAAGAGCUGCAGGUAAGGCAGGAGCUGAGAAUGUGGCAGAAGCUGCAGGUGAAGCGGGGACCCUGGGUGAGGCAGGGACCCUGGGUGAGGUGAGAGGUGCAGGUGAGGCGGGGGCUGCAGGUGAGGUGGGGGCCCCAGGUGAGGCAGGGGCCUCAGGUGAGGCGAGAGGUGCAAGUGAGGUGGGGGCCCCACAUGAGGUGAGAGGUGCAGGUGAGGUGGGAGCCCCAUGUGAGGCGAGAGGUGCAGGUGAGGCGGGGGCCCCACGUGAGGCAAGAGGUGCAGGUGAGGUGGGGGCCCCAGGUGAGGCGGGGGCCCCAGGUGAGGCGGGGGCCCCAGGUGAGGUGGGGGCCGCAGGAGACGCAGGCUAUGAGGAUGUGGCAGGAGCGCUAGGUAUGGCAGCAGCCCUAGGUGAGGCAGGGGGCACAGACGAGGUGGAGGCCUGGGCCCAGCAGUGGAGACACGCCCUGCAACCCGUGCUGGAGAGCCUGGCCUACCAGGAACUGAGACCUUUUUCGGGGCGAGAAGAGCCAGGCCCUGGGGAAGAGCCCUUUGAGAGCUGGCUGGACCACACCUACGACAUGCUGUACCUGUGGCGCCACGUGUCGGAGAGGGAGAGGAGGAGGAGGCUGGUGGAGUGCCUGAGCGGCCCGGCCCUGGACCUCCUGUGUGGCCUCCUGGAAGAAGAGCCCAAUCUCCCAGCGCAGGACUGCCUGGUCGUGCUGGUGCAGGUGUUUGGGACCCAGGACACGUGUGUGACUGCACGGCUCAAGUUCCUCACCUGCGCCCAGGAGCCCGGGGAGAGCCUGUUUGCCUAUGUGAUUCGCCAGGAAGGCCUGCUGCAGACAGCCGUGGAGAAGGGGGCGGUGCACCCGGCCAUCGCAGACCAGGUGCGUGCGCGGCAGGUGCUGAUGCGAGCUCACCCCAGUCGCACGCUGUACAACAAGCUGAGGAGGAUGCGCAUGGAGGGGCAGCCUCCUGGCUUCAUGGCGCUGCUACGGCUCAUUCGGGAGACUGAGGCAUGGGAGGCUGCCCAUGCCAGGAGGGAGUCAUCCCAGGCAGAGGAAGGGGCCCAUGCAGGCGGUGGAGCCCCAGCUGUCAUCCAGGCCACCCCAGGCAAUGAAGAGUCCGCCGAGGAGGCAUCAGCCAGCGAAGAUGCCGCCCCAGCCAGUGAUGAGGCUGCCCAGGCGACCCUGGCCACCAAAGACGCCGCCCAGGCCGCCCCGGCCAGUGAAGAUGCUGGCCAGGCCGCCCCGGCCGAUGAAGAUGCUGGCCAGGCCACCCUGGCCAGUGAAGACGCCACCCAGGCCGCCCCGGCCACCGAAGACACAGCCCAGGCCGCCCCGGCCACCGAAGAUCCCGCCCUGGCCAGUGAAGAUGCCGCCCAGGCCGCCCUGGCCAGUGAAGAUCCCGCCCAGGCCAGUGAAGACGCCGCCCAGGCCACCCUGGCCACCGAAGACGCCACCCAGGCCGCCCUGGCCACCGAAGAUCCCGCCCAGGCCGCCCCAACCAGUGAAGAUGCCGACCAGGCCACCCUGGCCAGUGAAGACACCAGCCAGGCUGUCCCAGCCAGUGAAGACGCCGCCCAGGCCGUCUCGGCUAGCAAAGAUUCUGUCGAGGCCGUCCCGGCCAGUGAAGAUGCCGCCCUGGUCGUUCCAGUCAGCGAAGACACCAGCCAGGCCGUCCUGGCCGCUGAAGAGGCCAAUAAGGCUGUUCACAACACCGAGGAAGAUGAAAGCGUUCCUGCCCCAGCUCAGGGGGGCAGUGCUCCAGGGGCAGGCCCGGGAGGUCCGGGCAGUGGGCCUGAGGGCCUGGCCCAGGGAGUGGUAACCCUCACCCCAUGA
Molecule: messenger RNA, 2639 nt
Organism: Loxodonta africana (African savanna elephant)
Lineage: Eukaryota; Metazoa; Chordata; Mammalia; Proboscidea; Elephantidae
Product: paraneoplastic antigen Ma6E-like
Exons: 2
Coding region: 243-2639 (798 amino acids)
Source: RefSeq, a predicted model, not a curated record